Liolophura sinensis is the source of this 990-nucleotide messenger RNA. RefSeq lists its product as uncharacterized. NCBI's taxonomy places the organism in Eukaryota, Metazoa, Mollusca, Polyplacophora, Chitonida, Chitonidae. The transcript is spliced from 7 exons. The record is from RefSeq and is a predicted model, not a curated record. Bases 137 to 862 code for a protein of 241 amino acids.
UCAAUUCCGAUCAGUAGUAAAGGUUGUGACACAUUAUAGGCAGUUUUAUGGUGUCCCCUUUCAACAUUCUGUAUAAUAUACGUGAAAAUAGCAUCCACGGCUCACAAUUUACGAGCAAGGGUCAGGAGCUUGCAAGAUGCUGCUUGUGGCAGUGUUGGGGUUAACGUCCUUCCAGCUGGUGACUGCGUAUGUUCAUCAUGUGGAACGGAGAGGAACCGUUUGCGAGCUGCCUGACGGGAGCACUCGGACCGUCGGCGAAAAAUUCACAAUCGGGGAGAGCAAAUGUAUAAAGUACGAGUGCUUACAGGAUGGUUCGGCGCCAUAUUACUACGCGGGCUGUCAGAAGCCGGACGGCGUCUGUGUGGAUGUAAACCAGACAUAUAAUGAUGGAUGCAGCGUGAAAACCUGUAUGUUUACCAACGGUACACUGGCCUUCGUCGGGGAUGGCUGUUCUGACACUGAGCUGGGAGUUUGCAAAUCAGAGGCAGAAGUUUGGCAGGUCAAACGUCGUCUAAACGAAAAACAGGACUACGGUCAGUGUAUCACCAAACAAUGUCUACCCGGAGGGGCAAACAAUAUCACAAAGACACAAUGUCUAUUCAAAAAUACCUGCUUUGACAUCGGACAGUUUGCUUUAAAUGAGGAGAAAUGUGAGAAGAUUGAAUGUGUCUACGACGCUGGGGAACACAACUUUAUCAUGAUGCCUAUAACUAUGUGCACCGCGCAGAAUAGCACCCAUUCUUGGUGUGUCGACAUCGGGUCUGAGGGGUUUCCACGGAUCAUCAACGGGGUUCACUACCACGACUGCAUGUGUUCAAAAAAUGGAAACGGACUAAGCUAUCAGUGUUACCUACUGGAAUGAGAGCUCUGGGUGUUCAAGGGAAGGAACCUGUCUCGCCUCUGCCUUUUCUAUGUAAAAGAAGACCAGGUGAAAAUAAAUGUCACAAAUACCGUUUGUCAAUGUAAAUAAAAACGUUUAAAAGUUCCCCA